AUGGCUUCUUCACCAAGAGUUGUCCCUCUCUUAUACUCCCUUCAGCUCCUCCUUUCUUCCGGCAUUGCGGCCACCGGAAUCACCUUCUUUCACCUCCAAACAUUUUCCGUCACCGGCUUCAAGUUCUUGGGCAAGGCUCAUGUUUUCAACAACAGUAUCAGACUCACUCCAGAUCUCCUUGUCCCCAACACCGGCGCCGGCAGGGUUCUGUACAACAAGCCCAUCAGAUUCCUGCAACCUGGGAACCCAACUCCGAUGAGUUUCGCUACAACCUUUUCGUUUUCGAUUGCCAAUUUGAAUCCCAACUCGAUUGGAGGUGGUUUGGCUUUCGUCAUAUCGCCCGACGAUGAAGCAAUUGGUGACGCUGGUGGACAUAUGGGAAUUCCAACCGGUGCGGUUGCUGUUGAGUUUGAUACUUGUAUGGACGUCGAGUUCGAAGAUGUUAACGGGAACCAUGUGGGAUUGGAUCUAGGCUCAAUGGUUUCCUCUCAUGUUGCCAAUCUGCAGUCGGCCAAUGUCAAUUUACGAAGUGGUAAGCUGGUGAAAUCAUGGAUUGAUUAUUCCGGUUCAACUAAUCAACUCAACAUCUAUAUCUCAUACAGCAAUACAAAACCCAAAUCACCCGUCUUAUCAAUCACCGUAAAUCUCAAUGAAUACGUGAAGGAGUUUAUGUUUGUGGGGAUGUCCGCAUCAACACAGGGAAGCACUGAAAUUCACUCACUUGAACAGUGGAGUUUCAACUCGUCUUUUGAUUCAAAACCCGAACCAAAUUCACCACCACCAACACCAACCACCGUAAACACUUCACAGCCAUCAACAACUCCAACUGCCCAUAAAACCCAAAAACAGAGCAAAUCGGUUCAUUGGAAAUCCAAGAACCUUGUAAAGAUAAUUGCACCGUUGGGGGCGGUAGCAAUAGCAGUAGUAGUAGCAGUUGGCUGGUGGGAGUCAGAUGAUUCUUCCGAUAGCCCAAUCCAGAAGAAUGCCGCCAUGGUCUGA
This is a messenger RNA of Cynara cardunculus var. scolymus (artichoke), 999 nucleotides long. RefSeq names its product L-type lectin-domain containing receptor kinase VIII.2-like. The record is from RefSeq and is a predicted model, not a curated record. Bases 1 to 999 code for a protein of 332 amino acids. NCBI's taxonomy places the organism in Eukaryota, Viridiplantae, Streptophyta, Magnoliopsida, Asterales, Asteraceae. The transcript has 2 exons. Gene Ontology annotation, molecular function: carbohydrate binding.